GCUUGGCAGAGGUGCGGACCUUCGCGCGCGAGUGUGCAGAGGGGGUGGGAGCCCAGAGCAAGGCACGGCACGAUGCGGCGGCAGAAGAUUCCAAGGCGGCUUUGGAUGAAAUGAGGGCGCAGUUUCAGGCUGGCCUGUCAAUUUGCCGCAAUGAAGCGGGAGAGCGUGAAACACGGCUGGCAGCGCGUCUCUCCUUCGCGACACAGGAGGCCCAGGAGCUGCGGGCCAUCCUCGACGAUCAAAAUCGGCGCCAGGAGAUCCUCGGUGUGGAGCUUCGUCAGAUACUGGAAGAUCGAGUGGCAAAGGUGAAUGGCGACAUUCAGGAGCAGAAAGACAUGCUCCAGUCAGCCAAGGAUGGCCUCCGGAAAUACAUCGGAGACGCCCUCCGGAAGUCAGAGCAGAAGCUCCAG
Molecule: messenger RNA, 410 nt
Organism: Symbiodinium pilosum
Lineage: Eukaryota; Dinophyceae; Suessiales; Symbiodiniaceae
Source: the annotation of a GenBank genome assembly